AUGGAUACGGAUCAGUACUUCGAUAAUAACGAACGUGAAAACAGCUUUAACAAAGAUGAUAAACCAUGGAAAAGCAUCGAUAAACUGGAUAAUGGAGUUUCCGGUGGGUUUGACUGUAAUAUCUGUCUAGAAUCUGUUCAAGAUCCGGUAGUGACACUCUGUGGCCACCUCUAUUGUUGGCCUUGUAUCUAUAAAUGGAUUCAUCAUCAAAAUACAUCACCAGAAAACCCAGAAAAGAAAGCCCCGCAGUGCCCCGUAUGCAAAAGCGAAGUCUCUCAGAAGACUAUCGUCCCGUUAUAUGGUCGUGGAGCUCCAACUCCUGUUAGCGAAGAAAAGACUCCAAGUUUAGGAACAGUGAUACCUCGCCGGCCACCUACGCCGCGUUAUGGAGUUAUAGACACACCAGCCACACAAGUUAGCCGGCGUGGCUUUCAACAACGAGCGCCGCCACCUCUAGCCAUGCCUGGCCGUGGAGGCGUAGAUAUGGCCGCCAGCAUUUGUCCUAGUCCGACGAUCGGGAUGCUCGGAGAAAUGGUUUCAGGGAGGAUCUUGGGGGACUUGGAUACCCCGUUGUUUGCUACUCCGAAUUCUUAUAAUCUUGCUGGGGUUAGUACCCGAAGAGCAAGAAGGCAGGCUACCGAAGCCGAUAGAUCCCUAAGCCGAAUUUAUACUUUCUUGUUUUGUUGCAUAAUAUUGUGUCUUCUAUUGUUUACAUAA
Molecule: messenger RNA, 717 nt
Organism: Lactuca saligna
Lineage: Eukaryota; Viridiplantae; Streptophyta; Magnoliopsida; Asterales; Asteraceae
Source: the annotation of a GenBank genome assembly